GAGUCGCUUUCGACCAUCUAGCAUCAUCACUCUAGAACCAGCCGCUACCGAAAAGCGAAUCAAAUCAUGCUUUCUUUGCGGUGAUACAACAACCUGACCCAGCCGAGCUUUUCGGUAGCUUCGGUUCAUCGCAUCACCAGCUCUUCUCCACCUCUACCAACUCCACUCACUCCUCAUCAAUGCCCAUUUCCCCGCCUGUUACAUGGAAGAUCCGUAGCUCAAGUCGCGGCAUUGCUUCAACUCUACUCUCUGUCUCUUUCUCUUCUUUAAUAUCCUCGCUACUCCCCAACGCACAUUGAUAAGGGAGCGGCUAGCUCAGCAUCCACCUUUACUGAUAUUCCAUUUAAGAAAGGGCAGCCUGCCUUAGGGUUUACUCUCUUCUUUUGGUUUAUUUUCCUGUUUUGUCUCCUUGCUUUCUGGAGCUGUUCUCGAAAUCGGGAAGGGGUGAGAAUGCAGCAGUGGCGGCCGGAGAGCGCGGUCAUGACCUUCGAUGAGGUCUCCAUGGAGAGGAGCAAGAGCUUCGUCAAGGCCCUUCAGGAACUGAAGAACCUGAGGCCUCAACUAUAUUCUGCUGCUGACUACUGUGAAAAGUCUUACCUACACAACGAACAGAAACAAAUGGUGCUUGAUAAUUUGAAAGACUAUGCUGUUCGAGCCCUAGUCAAUGCUGUUGAUCACUUGGGAACUGUUGCUUACAAGUUGACAGACCUUUAUGAUCAACAAACAACAGAUAUGUCAACUGUGGAUCUCAAGAUUUCAUGUCUGAAUCAGCGCAUGCUUACAUGCCAAAGUUAUAUGGAAAAAGAAGGCCUUACGCAGCAGCAAAUAUCAGGAAGAGCUCCAAGGCAUCACAAACAUUACAUUUUACCGAGUUCCGUUGGCCAUAAGAUGCAAAAUGCUCAACUUGAUGUGGGACAAAUUCACACUCAAGCGAGACCACGUCCUCAUCCUCCGGGCACUCCUGCGUCAAAAACACUGUCCUGGCAUCUAGCCUCAGAAAAUAAUCCCUCAUCAAAUGGAGAACCAAAUGCAUCACUAGAAACUCCAGUUUCUGAAGGCUUUAAAAUGUCAGCUCAGGCCUUCCACCUGCUGGAGGCUGAGGCGGCUGUGACACCAUUGCCUUUGUCAAGACAUCCUCGAUCAACCUCAGAUGUCCUAACUGUAAAUUCAUUUGGAAUGAGGGACCCCACAGCAGUUGCUAUGCCAUUUUCAGCAUUCAGGUCCUUCGAGAAUCCUAGAAGGAGAGAAGCAUCUCAACCUCCUGCUCGGAGCAAGAGUGUGUUAUCAGUAUUUUUCCCCAAACCAAAACCCCUAAAGCAGAAAACGACCUUUGUCUCAUAAUUUCUUUUCCAGUUGAAUGAAUGGGGACUUUGGCUUCGUGUGAGACAACUUUCUUACUAUACUGUCUCAUAAUUUCUUAGAAUGUGAUAAUUUAGUCUUUAUUUAGAAUUGUAUUUUUGAUAGUAUUUGUGGUAAGAAAAAAUGUUAAUGAUUUUUUUUUU
This is a messenger RNA of Dendrobium catenatum, 1502 nucleotides long. Its product is annotated as probable protein ABIL1. The record is from RefSeq and is a predicted model, not a curated record. The transcript has 9 exons. Bases 451 to 1341 code for a protein of 296 amino acids. Lineage: Eukaryota; Viridiplantae; Streptophyta; Magnoliopsida; Asparagales; Orchidaceae.